Messenger RNA from Tetranychus urticae (two-spotted spider mite), 1894 nucleotides. The record is from RefSeq and is a predicted model, not a curated record. Lineage: Eukaryota; Metazoa; Arthropoda; Arachnida; Trombidiformes; Tetranychidae.
GAGAACCAGAAGAUUAGAGAGUUUUUGGAAGAUGAGAGAGAGAGAAAAAGAGAGAGAUUUCAAACAUCAAAACAGGGUUGUUGUUGGAGUGAGAAGAUCAGAGUUUGCUGUUGAAUUGAAGUGGCAUGUUGUGUUUUUGACUGAAAAUUUUUUUUUGUUUUUUCUUCUUUCUUUUUUUUCAUCCUUUUUUUGUUUUUUUUUUGUGUUAAAUAGUUUUUCAUUAUCAUCCAUCAUCACGGAGUAUUUACGGAAUACCAGUAGUAACCCAAAAAUGAAAGCCAGCCGUAAAAGGCGCGGUAAUUUGCCAAAGGAGUCUGUCAAAAUUUUACGUAUCUGGUUGUAUGAUCAUCGUUAUAAUGCUUAUCCUUCUGACCAGGAGAAGUUGUAUCUCUCUCAAGCUGCCAAUCUCACCGUUCUCCAAGUUUGUAAUUGGUUCAUUAAUGCUCGUCGUCGUAUUCUUCCAGAGAUGAUUCGUAAAGAGGGCAAUGAUCCUUUAAUGUACACUAUUACUCGUAAAAGUUCUAAUCGUCGUCAAAAUAACAAUUCAUCUGACUCAUUUUUUCAUGGCUCAAAUUCAUCUUCAUCUGACGAAAAUUUUGCAUAUAUUUCAAAUAAUGUUGCCGUGGAGGACGCUAAUAUGACUGAGUGCAAUGAGGAUACUGAGAGUGACAUAGAUGUUUAUUCUGAUGAUUGUAGUAUUAGCAGCACUUCCUCAUCCACUCUUACGUUCACUAGUACAUUUAGUCCCGCACCAUCAACAACAUCAUCCAGCGGUAAUUCUUCAUGGAACGCAGAACAUCAUCCCAUUAAAUUAUCACAGCGUUGGAGACGCAAUCACGAACAAGAACUUCGUAACAGACAGGGUAACAAUCGACCUGGUAUGGAAUCUAACGGAGAAGAUUUGAGAGCUUCUCCAUUGGACACCUUAUCACGAACUUCACUCCAGUUUUCCUGUAGUCCACCCAACAAGACCAAAGCCAUAGCUUCAUGGCUAACACAGAAUGACCCACAACUUGGGUGUCAUGUUGUUGACCUACCCGCUAUCCAUCCUGUCGAUAUUUGUAAUGCUGAUUCAGGUAUCGUCUCAUCAGAUUCACCAUCUUCAGCACCUUCAUCUCCAUUAAGCUCAUCAACAUCAUCCUCAACUUUAUCAAACUUAUCAGUCUGUUCAUCAACUCUGUCAUCCUCAUUUCCAUCUCCAUCCAACACAUCUGACAUUAGCUCACCAAACAACGAGGAUCCUUUCUGUUGCCUUCACAUUCUUGCUGCAGCCGCAUGCAGUGAAUUAGAAAAACAAUCUAUGCUUUAAAAAAGUGUGUACAUUACUGUACUUUCAUCGAACAAACUCUCAAUCAAUGAAAAGUUUGACGUAUUUUGCAAUUCAGAGAAUGCUAAAUUUAUCAACAAAACUUUUUUUUCAGCCACAAUCAAUAACAAUCAUCAUUUAAAUUUAAAUGUGAAACUUUUUUCACUUUUCCAUUACACGCUUGAAUAUGUUUAAAAGUUUUCUCUUUUAAACAAAUUUACCAUUAAUAUCACCCCAAAACCCAUUACUAGAGUUGACAUUUCUCAGUUCAAUCGCGCUCCAAGUUAAAUAUGUAUCUUUCAAAAUUCGCGCUCAAUCCUGUUCAUUAUUCAUUAUCAGUCCAUUCUAGUUUGUCAACAGUGUUAUUCUUUGGUUAAACAAUUUCAUUUUUUCAUUAGAAACCUCAUCCUUAAUUCUUGUGCCUAGGUUUAGUCAUUUUAUCUAUCCAUCUUAUGUACUUUAUCAGACUUAGUGUGAUGUCUUGAAUCACACCUUGUGUAUUAUAAAAAAGGGACGACAAACUUUAUUGGAUUGACUGUAUUUUUACAGUUUUCAAAUUUUCAAAUUAAAAACAAAUUAUAUGUGUUA